AUGACACAACAACAAACAACAACAACAAACAACAACAACAAACAACAACAAACAACAACAACAACAAUAACAGACAACAAAAAACAGCAACAACAAAGAACGACAAGCAAUAACAAACAACGACAAACAAGAACGACAAACAACAACAACAAACAACAAAAAACAGCAACAAACAACGAGAAACAACAACAAACAACAGCAAUGAAAAACACUGUUGUAACCGUUCUUACUACUACAACUACAACAACAUACUAUUACUACCUCUACUACUACUACUGCUACCUCUACUACUACUACUACUACUAUCACUAUUACUGCUACUAUCACUGCUACCACUGCUACCACUAA
Messenger RNA from Loa loa (African eye worm), 348 nucleotides. RefSeq lists its product as hypothetical. The record is from RefSeq and is a predicted model, not a curated record. The transcript has 2 exons. Lineage: Eukaryota; Metazoa; Nematoda; Chromadorea; Rhabditida; Onchocercidae. The coding region runs from base 1 to 348 and encodes 115 amino acids.